Molecule: messenger RNA, 2968 nt
Organism: Parasteatoda tepidariorum (common house spider)
Lineage: Eukaryota; Metazoa; Arthropoda; Arachnida; Araneae; Theridiidae
Biological process (GO): regulation of transcription by RNA polymerase II
Cellular component (GO): nucleus
Molecular function (GO): DNA-binding transcription factor activity, RNA polymerase II-specific; RNA polymerase II cis-regulatory region sequence-specific DNA binding
Source: RefSeq, a predicted model, not a curated record
AUUCUUUUAGGAAGGUAAAUAAUUUGCACUGUUGUUGGUGUCAUGUAUAUUCGAUGAUAAACAAUCAUACCAUUUUUAAAGUCCUUAAUUUUUCAAAAAAGUACUUAAUCCUUAAAAGUGCUUAAUUUUUGCUUUGUUGAAAGAGUGAGAACCCUGUUAUUAUAUGUAAUUAGAGUUUUACUCAUAAAAAUGGUCUGAAUGCGCAUAAACAUAUUCAUAUAGAUUAAAAACCUUAUUCUUGUAGAUGUGAAAAGUGUUUUUACAGAUGACUCAUCUAAAUAAUCACUUAUGCACUCAUACUAGUAAGAAACCUUGUGCUUGUAGUAUAUGCAAUAAGAGUUUUUCAGAACAGUGUUAUCUAACUGUAUACAAUGGCAUUCAUACUGGUGAAAAACCUUAUUCUUGUAAUAUUUGUAAUAAGAUUUUUUCACAAUAUAGACAGCAAUUUAAAUACCUUCACACUCAUACUGAUGAGAAACCUUAUUCUUGUAGUUUUUGAGGAAGGAGUGUCUAACUAAUCACACUCAUAUUGAUUACGUUCAGAACGGUGAUCACAAAGUCAGUUCCACUGAAAAUAAUCUACAAGAAACGAUAUCAAGUCACCACAAAGCAGAAAAAAAAACUAAGAGUUGGAUGUGCAUUGUUCUGAAUUUCAUGGUACUUGAAGACCAAAGAUAUUAGACAAGAAUAGGUUAUCUUAAAAAUUGUUUCUACUGCCAGCCACAGAGAAAGCAAGGCAUUCUCAUUAUCUCAUAUGACUAUGAAAAAUACUGUGCAUUUUUUAUUACUAUGUUUUUUUUAUUGCUAUGUAUUUAUUACUUUGAUUUUCAUUCCAUUGUAAAACUUAGAUGUAUUUAUAGCAAUUUAAAUGCUAUUUUUGCUUAGCCCUUUUAAUAUUAUAUCCAGUAAUAGUCAUUAGUAUCCAUAACUCAUUCUAAGAGACAUUUGAGUAAAAUUUUUAAUGAUGUUUUUCUAAAAAUGUAUUUUAACUUGUCAUAAGAUGGUUCACUCUUAAAAAAUCUUAUGAUGGUAAUAUAUUUAGAUCUUUGAAAUAAUAAUUAGCUACAUACAGAUUAAUACAGUUGCAUUUUAUACAAUAUGAGUUUUUUAGUAGACGGUAACAUGAUUAUGCUCAAUGUUAAUACUAAUAAGAAUCUUUAUUUCUGUGUUAUAUGUAAUAAGAAUUUUAAACGGAACAGUCAUCUGACUGUGCACAGUCGUUCUCAUACUGGCGAGAAACCUUAUUCUUGUAGUAUAUGUAAUAAUAGUUUUUCACAAAGGUGUCAUCUAAAUAACCAUUAUCUCACUCAUACUGGAGAGAAACCUUAUUCUUGUAGUAUAUGUAAUAAGAGUUUUUCAGAUAAGAGUAAACUAACUAAACACUGUCGCACUCAUACUGGUGAGAAACCUUAUUCUUGUAGUAUAUGUCAGAAAAGUUUUUCAGAGAAAGAUAGGCUGACUGUGCACAAUCGUUCUCAUACUGGUGAGAAACCUUAUUCUUGUAGUAUAUGUAAUAAGAGUUUUUCAGAUAAGAGUACACUAAAUAGACACUGUCGCACUCAUACUGAUGAGAAACCUUAUUCUUGUUGUAUAUGUCAGAAGAGUUUUUCAGAGAAGAGUAGGCUGACUUUGCAUAGUCGUUCUCAUACUGGUGAAAAACCUUAUUCUUGUAAUAUAUGUAAUAAAAGUUUUUCAGAGAAGAGUAUACUAACUAAACACUAUAGCACUCAUACUGGUGAGAAACCUUAUUCUUGUAGUGUAUGUGAUAAAAAAUUUUCAAGGAAGGAUUAUCUAACUAAGCACAAUCGCCAGCAUAAUGGUGAAUACCUUUAUUCUUGUAGUAUAUGUAAAAAGAGUUUUUCAUAUAGGUCUCUUCUAACUGUACACUAUCGCUCUCAUACAGCUAAGAAACUUUUUUCUUGUAGUAUAUGUAAUAAGAGUUUUUCAUAUAGGUCUCUUCUAACUGUACACUAUCGCUCUCAUACAGCUAAAAAACUUUUUUCUUGUAGUAUAUGUAAUAAGAGUUUUUUAUAUAGAUGGGAUCUAACGGAACACAAUCGUACUCAUACUAGUGAGAAAGCUAAUUCUUGUAGUAUCUGUCAUAAGAGUUUUUCAACGAAGGGUAAUCUGACUAGACACAGUUGUUGUCAUACUGGUGAGAAACCUUAUUCUUGUAGUAUAUGUAACAAGAGUUUUACGGAGAACAGUAAACUAAAUAGACACUGUCGCACUCAUACUGGUGAGAAACCUUAUUCUUGUAGUAUAUGUCAGAAGAGUUUUUCAGAGAAGAGUAAGCUAACUAAACACUGUCGCAUUCAUACUGGAGAGAAACCUUAUUCUUGUAGUAUAUGUCAGAAGAGUUUUUCAGAGAAGAGUAGACUGACUUUGCAUAGUCGUUCUCAUAGUGGUGAAAAACCUUAUUCUUGUAAUAUAUGUAAUAAAAGUUUUUCAGAGAAGAGUAAACUAACUAAGCACUAUCGCACUCAUACUGGUGAGAAACCUUAUUCUUGUAGUAUAUGUCUGAAGAGUUUUUCAGAGAAGAGUUGUCUGACUAAACACAAUCGCUCUCAUACUGGUGAGAAACCUUAUUCUUGCAGUAUAUGUCAGAAGAGUUUUUCACAGAAGAGUAGUCUGACUAAACACAGUCGCUCUCAUACUGGUGAGAAACCUUAUUCAUGUAGUAUAUGUAAGAAGAGUUUUUCCGAGAAGAGUCGUCUGACUGUGCACAUUCGCUCUCAUACUGGUGAGAAACCUUAUUCAUGUAGUAUAUGUCAGAAGAGUUUUUCCGAGAAGAGUCGUCUGACUGUGCACAUUCGCUCUCAUACUGGUGAGAAACCUUAUUCAUGUAGUAUAUGUAAGAAGAGUUUUUCACAUAAAUGUUAUCUAACUAAACACAAUUGCUCUCAUACUGAUGAAAAACCUUGAUUUUGUUACCAACGUAAUAAAAAAUGUUUUGUUAAUUUCUUCA